Molecule: messenger RNA, 2413 nt
Organism: Sorex fumeus (smoky shrew)
Lineage: Eukaryota; Metazoa; Chordata; Mammalia; Eulipotyphla; Soricidae
Gene: UBE2D1
Product: ubiquitin conjugating enzyme E2 D1
Exons: 7
Coding region: 78-521 (147 amino acids)
Biological process (GO): ubiquitin-dependent protein catabolic process; protein polyubiquitination
Cellular component (GO): nucleus
Molecular function (GO): ubiquitin conjugating enzyme activity
Source: RefSeq, a predicted model, not a curated record
CCCCCCUCGGGCCGCGCGACCCGCCGCCGCCUGUGCCCGCCUGUGCCCGCCGCGUCCCCCCGCGUCCCCGCCGCCCCAUGGCGCUGAAGCGGAUCCAGAAAGAGUUAAGUGAUCUACAACGUGACCCACCUGCUCACUGUUCAGCUGGACCUGUAGGAGAUGACUUGUUCCAUUGGCAAGCUACUAUCAUGGGGCCUCCUGAUAGCGCGUAUCAAGGUGGAGUCUUCUUUCUCACUGUACAUUUCCCGACAGACUAUCCUUUUAAACCACCAAAGAUUGCUUUCACAACAAAAAUCUACCAUCCAAACAUAAACAGUAAUGGAAGUAUUUGUCUCGAUAUCCUGAGAUCACAGUGGUCACCUGCUCUGACUGUGUCAAAAGUUUUAUUGUCCAUAUGUUCUCUACUUUGUGAUCCUAAUCCAGAUGACCCUUUAGUACCAGAUAUUGCACAGAUCUAUAAAUCAGACAAAGAAAAAUACAACAGACAUGCAAGAGAAUGGACUCAGAAAUAUGCAAUGUAAAAUAAAAAAAAAAUCAUAUAUACCAGAGUACUGUAAAAUCUAGGUUUCUUCCAACAUUAGCAGUAAAUUGAGUACUGUUUACUGUUUCAUUGUACCAUGAAAUCCUUUGACUUUUUAACCCAUUUUAAAUGUAUUUCCGAAGCAAGACAAAACAACCUUCCAAAAAUAUCCUAAAGACUGUGAUGAGAGCAUUUAUCAUUUUGUAUGCAUUGAGAAAGACAUUUAUUAUGAUUUUUAAGAUACUUGGACAUCUGCAUCUUCAGCUUACAAGAUCUACAUGCAUCUGAAAAGCAACCAAAUUAUUUUUUGCUGAAUCUAGAUGUUUUUACAUGAGGAAUACUGUAUGUGUUGUCUAAGAUAUGUUUUAUAAAUCUACAUUCAGAUUUCAUUCUUUGUUAGUUCACUUUAUAAUUUGUAUUUUUUUAUUGUAUAGACUAAAUAUAUUCUAUUUACAUGUAUGUCAGUGUAUUACUUUUUUUCUUUGAACAGUAUUGAAAAAGUCCAACUGUUGAUAAAUAAUGGUCUUCCUUGUCUUAGGGUAUUCUGUAGAUCAGUUACAGAUUUCUUAAACCUGAAUGAUCUUUACACUGUAAUUCUCAAUAUAUUGACUAUGGAGAAACACUUGUUUUUGAUCUUGUUAUACUUGACUUUAUGGCAAUGUGAAUUAAUUGCACUGCUAAGUAGGACAAUGUGUAAACUAUUUUGUUGCUCUUCACAUAUGAAUUUUUUUUGUAUAGGCAAUAUUGACACCUUUUACAGAUCCUAAUGUAGCUUUUUUCCAUAUAAAUAAAAUGCUUUUUCUACUAUUUGUCUUGAUUACUUAAAAAGUUAAAAAUUAUCUAUCAGUGAGAAUCAAAGCACUAUAUAAAAAAUUGCAUGAAAUUUAAUUCCAAAUUGUCAAACUGUUUAUUGUAUUCGGUAUUAAUUAUAAUAAUAUAAAUAUUAUUGAUUUAGAUUUGUAUCUGCUUACAAAAUUAUCCAUCUACAGGAUGAUAGUCUUUGAUCCUUGUUAUGGAAGAAAUUAGAAUUAGGGCAUUUCUUGUAUCAUGUCUAAAAUAGAAUGUUUGCUAUUUUGAGGAUAAGGCAUUGUUGAAGAAAAGUGUCAGGCCUGUAGAAUAAUUAGACUUAUUAAAAUGCCCCUCUAAGUAUAACUGACCUUGUAUUUUUUAACGUUUUAAAAUCUAGAAUUUCUAACAUAGAAUCUUAGUGUCAUCAUAAUUUGAAAGAGGGUGUCCGUUUUUUACUAAUAGAAAUUAUAAAGAAAAUUCUAAAAUGCUAUUUCCUCUGUUUUUAUCAAUUGCGAGUUAAAGUGAUUUAAAUAAGUAGGUUAUAUUUACAGAUUGUAAAAAAAUCUAGGACGUUCUUUGUUUUGACUUGAGGAAAAAUGCAUCUCUUCAAUUAUUAGCAUGUUUACCAAAUGAGUGAAUUACGUUAUAUUUAAGAAGAGUUGUAGUUCUUCUGAUUAUCGCAGUAGCUGACUAAGUGUGCAAGAAUCUGUGAUGGGUGUAGUCAUUAGCAAAUCACGGAAGUAUUUUACCAUGGUUCAUUAUUAUUAAAGCACAAAAUAACCCAUUGUUAGUAAAUAUGUGUUUCUUAAUGAAUGUAAAAUAAUUAAAUGAAUUGUGAAAUGGAUGUUUAAGAAAAUAUAGACUUAAAAAUAACUAUAUUGUGAUAUCUCGAAACAGCCAUAUGAAAAACACUACUAGCUAUAUUAUUAUAAGCUCUUUUGCCCAGAAUUUAAACACUUGACAUCAUUAGAUUAAGUAUUUAGUAUAUUUUGAGAGUGAAUGAGUUUUGUUUCUUGAAUAUCGCCCUUUUUUUUUAAACUUUCAUUUGUGUGGCAUUUAUUUUCGGAAGUGUCUUUUUUCCUUUAUUAAAGCUUUUGAAACUUG